Manis javanica (Malayan pangolin) is the source of this 1881-nucleotide messenger RNA. It is a transcript of the gene YPEL4, whose product is annotated as yippee like 4. Lineage: Eukaryota; Metazoa; Chordata; Mammalia; Pholidota; Manidae. The record is from RefSeq and is a predicted model, not a curated record.
CGUGGGAGGUGAGGGGGGUGGGGGGACGGAUGACUCACAGUGUUAUGAUGCAGUUCCACAACACACAGCUACAUUCACCCACAGACCGAGGUACAGACGAGCGACAACCUCUGGCCCCCCAGCAGCUGGCCAGCUUGGCAGCCCCAGUCUCGAGCCCCUAACUACCUUCCCCGCCCCCUCCCCUUCCCAACUGAAGGCGCGGAGAGAGAAGAGAGAAGAGCAGAGAGAUUGAGAGAGACAGAGAGAGAGAGACAGAGAGACAGAGAGAUAGACGGAGAUCUCUGGAGCAGACCUCAAGCAUCCGGCUUCACUGUUUAUUGUCCUGCUGCUGGUGCAGACCCCCAACGCCCGCCGGGGAGCUGGCUGCGCGGCUAAUUGUUUGGACCAUACCAUGCUGGGAAAGCCAGCCCGGGGAAGGGGGGCUCGAAGCCUCAGGGCAGAUGAGAAAAGCCACGGUGACUUCCGUUUCUACCUGGUUCACGUCUGGGGGGGGCCCUGGCCGGGCAGCCCCCCCACACUUCUCCUGCCCUGAAACACGGCUCUAGCCAACCUGCUCCGCUGCUUCACCUGCGACCGUCUGUGUGGGGGCUGCACGGCGCCAGCCCCUCCAGCCCGCCAGGGCAUUGUCCUGCAGCCCGCCAUGCCCAGCUGUGACCCUGGUCCGGGCCCUGCCUACCUCCCCACCAAGACAUUCCGCAGCUACCUGCCCCGCUGCCACCGCACUUACAGCUGCGUCCAUUGCCGUGCACACCUAGCCAAACACGACGAGCUUAUUUCCAAGUCCUUCCAAGGGAGCCAUGGCCGAGCCUACCUGUUUAACUCCGUGGUCAACGUGGGUUGUGGGCCAGCUGAACAGCGCCUCCUGCUCACAGGGCUACACUCGGUAGCGGAUAUUUUCUGCGAGAGCUGCAAAACCACCCUGGGCUGGAAAUAUGAACAAGCUUUUGAGACAAGCCAGAAGUACAAGGAGGGGAAGUACAUCAUUGAAAUGUCACACAUGGUGAAGGACAACGGCUGGGACUGAGGGGCUCAGGCAGGCUGUGCCCUUCCUCCGCAUGCCCACCCUCCCCACACCUGCCCUCUGGCCCUGCCAAGCAGUCCAUACCAGCAUGAGUACUGCCCCACCCCUGGGGGAACCCCACUCCCACCAACCCUUCCUCCUCCACCUCAUCACUCCCAGGCCCCUUUUGGAACAGGGGUCUGGGGUACCCCAGGGGUGUUCAAGGCUCAGAAGUGGGCAGCAGUCAGGGAAAGAACUGGGGGUAAGGGAUGGUUACAGGUCCUUCUAGCCCCAAGGGCUAUGAAGCUGGAGGUGAUCGUGGGGCUUAGAGGACUGUGGCAGGAUCCGUUUCUGCUGCCCCCACCACCCUAACGAGGCAUAGGGCUAAUAGGUCCCAGUCCACAGAAUAGAAGAUGUUUGAGUUGGAGUGAAAUUUUGGCCUCGGAUGCCAGAGAUACCAGAGUCUGUGAGGGUAAAGUUUCCCACUGCCCGCACUGUAGGAUGAUUUGGGAGUGGAAGGGAAAAUCCCAAAUCCCAGGCCCUGGGAAAUAAAAUCAGAGGUUUCCAUCUCACUCCACUUGUUUAUCUUGGCACUAAAGAGGCACUUUCGAGUAGCUAACCUUUGCCACUGGGUGGGGUAAGCAGAGCUGCCCCGGACAGCACCCACCCACAGCUGGCAGUUGCCAGAGCGAGCAGUCUUCACGGGCAUGGGCAUUCUCCAAGGCCCAGCCACUGCUCCCCGGCACGCAGUCCCUUGGAGGGGAGGUGGGAAAUCAGCGCUACGGGAGUCAAGCUUCCUCGUGGCUGCCACCAGCGAAUGAAACUUUUGUAUGAUACAUAAAGUGUUUGGGUCUAUUUUUUAAUAAAAAGGGGAAAAUCAA